This is a messenger RNA of Ziziphus jujuba (common jujube), 1805 nucleotides long. RefSeq names its product putative disease resistance protein At3g14460. Lineage: Eukaryota; Viridiplantae; Streptophyta; Magnoliopsida; Rosales; Rhamnaceae. The record is from RefSeq and is a predicted model, not a curated record. Bases 20 to 1522 code for a protein of 500 amino acids. The transcript has 3 exons.
GAGAGAUCGUUUGAUUCAGAUGUGGAUGUCACAAGGUUAUUUAAGUGGUAGUCAAAAUCCGGAGGAAGAAGGUGAAAAAAGCUUUAAAAUUCUAACCAUGCGGUCUUUCUUUCAAGAUCUCCGCAUAGGUUUUGAUAGAACAAUUCUAGGAUGCAAAAUGCACGAAACAUUGCACGACUUUGCCCAAUUUUUGACAAGAAACGAAUGCUCUACCAUGGGAGUUGGAGUUGAUAUGGAGAAAACAGAGCCUCCUGGUGUUGAAAAGAUCCGGCACUCUACCUUGGUAUUAGCACCUAAUUUUCCCCAAAUUCCUACUUCAAUAUUUGAUCAAAGUAAUCUGCGUUCCCUCUUCAUAGAUUGUACUUCAAAUACUAGUUUAGGUGAUGAAAAUAUGGUGUUCUUUCAUCAAAACUUUCGUUAUCUGAAACAUCUUAGAACACUAUUUUUGACAUCUAGCAAAAUGACAAAGGUACCAGAGCAAAUUGGGCAGUUGAUACAUUUGAGAUAUCUCAACGUGUACAAUAGCAUGAAUUUGCAAGAAUUGCCAGAUGAAGUAUGUGAUUUAUGCAAUUUACAAACUUUAAUGAUUGAAGGUUGCAGGCGGCUUCAAAGACUACCAGAAGGGAUGGGAAAGCUAGUGAAUUUGAGGCACCUUCUUGUGAAUGGCUGUCAUGCAUUGGUGGGGUUGCCGAAAGGAAUUGGUGGACUAACUCAACUUCGGACGCUAGACACAAUGGUUGUACCAAAGAAGAGUGAAGCAGCAUAUUUUUUGAGUCUAAGAGAUUUGAAAAAGUUGAAUCACCUUCGAUUUCAAUCGUCUGUUUUUAAAAUAACUAAGUGCUGUAAUUUGAUAAAUCGGAGCAAGAGUGAGCUAAUGUAUUGGGAAUGUCUAGUAACCCUAAUUCUAGAUUUUGGAGGGAGUGAAAAAAAGGAGGAAAUUAGAGACGAAGAAGAUGAAUUUGGGAUACUUGAAGCCUUACAACCACAUCCAAGCUUGAUGUAUUUAGGAAUCACAGAGUAUAAGGGUACCAAUUUGUAUCCCAAAUGGAUGAUGGGGUUGGAUAAGUUGAGGGGGCUCCACAUUAUACACUGCAAGCAGUGUGAGAGUUUACCUCCUUUGGGAAGCCUACUACCUUCACUCGAAGAGCUUGUUAUUGAUGGGUUGGAUAAAGUGAAAAAGAUAGGUGAUGAGUUGCUGGGCCUUGGAGUGGAGCAAGCUGAAGCUGUCUCAUUCCCAAAACUGAAAGGGCUUGGGUUUUACAACAUGCGGGAUUGGGAAGAUUGGGAAGGCACUGCACGCACUAGUCUUCGAUCGGGAGUUAUGCCGUGUCUCGAUGUCUUAAGAAUUGAAAAUUGUGGCAAUCUCAAAUCACUACCACCCUUUCUCAAACUCACUCCAUUGCACACUCUGUGUAUCAACGCCUGCGGGGUACUAUCACAAUCUCUGCAAAAAUCGGAAGAGGAGUUUACCGAGAUUUCUCACAUCCCAUGCAUCAUCAUUGAUGGUCAAGAGACUAUCUAGAUCCGAGUACAACAUCAGCGACGAUGAUGCAUUUCAUUUGAUUUCUAAAUCAACUUGUUAUAUAUGGAAAUUAAGGUUUCACCUAAGCUCAACCACUUCAUCAUUAAUCUCUCAAGUGUAACAACAAAAGGACUUGAAUGUAAUAACUUCAAUUUUAAUUCAAUAAAUUUGCAAUUACUGAAUUGUAUGUAAUCAGAACUUUGAAUAUCAUAAAGUAGUUAUUUAUUUGUAACACGAAAAGGACGUAAAUAUAAUGAUUGUUAUUUAUAUUUGCUAUAUUGAA